CCUCGGCAACGAGCACCUGCGGGUUGACUACUUUUUACUGAUUGUCCUAGUCACUGAGGCAUGGUCAAAGCAAGAUAUCAAGAAAUGUGAUAUGCAUUGAGGUUUCAUGCAAUCAUGGCAGAAAGAAAAUCCAAAGUAGUCGAAUAUGAAAAGUUCCUUAAUGAAACGUUAAGAGAGGAUUUAAGGAAAAUACUUGAUGAAAGAGACAAAGUGUACAGUCAGAUUGCAGAAUACCUCCAACUGAAGACAGUCAUUGAAAAAACAAAGGAUGCUGAUGGCGGAGAACUGAAGACACAGGUAGAUCUGGGCUGUAACUUUUAUGUUCAAGGCAAAGUACCCGAUACCGCCAGGAUAUGUGUAGCUGUAGGAUUUGGCUUCUUCCUGGAGUUCAGCCUGGACGAGGCUCUCAAGUUUAUUGAUAAGAAGACUGCUGCCCUGACAGACAAAACUGAUCAACUGUCUAAAGAUGCAGCUAAGGUCAAAGCUCACAUCAGGCUAGUUCUGGAGGGCUUGAGAGAGGUACAGCUGAUCAGUGAUAAACCUGAUGUGGAAUACCGUGACCCCCAGGCCUGAUGGAGCACACAGUGAGAUGAGGGGUGGGAUGCUGACAGUGCUGAUGGAGCACAUCAUCCUUGGCCUAACCUCUGAUCCCCUAGCCUGAUGGAACCUGAUAGAAGUCACCCUCCUGCCCUGAUGCAAAGUCACCCUCCUGCCCUGAUGGAACUCACCCUGAUCCUUCUGCCCCGAAAAAACUCAACCUGACCCUCCUGCCCCGAAAGAACUCAGCCUGACCCUUCUGCCCUGAAAGAACUCAGCCUGACCCUUCUGCCCUGAAAGAACUCAGCCUGACCCUUCUGCCCUGAAAGAACUCAGCCUGACCCUUCUGCCCUGAAAGAACUCAGCCUGAGCCUUCUGCCCUGAUGGAACUCACCCUGCCCAUAUGGAACUCACCAUGAUACUCCUGCCCCGAUGGAUCUCACCCUGACCAUCCUACCCUGAUGGAUCAGGCCUGUGUUGAAGCGAGCCAUUGUUUAUCAGGUUUGUGUUGAAGUGAGCCAUUGUUUUUCAGGCAUGUGGUGAAGUGAUCCAUUGUUUAUCAGGCCUGUGUUGAAGUGAGCCAUUGUUUAUCAGGCCUGUGUUGAAGUGAGCCAUUGUUUAUCAGGCCUGAGGUGAAGGACACCAUUGUUUAUCAGGCCUGUGGUGAAGUGAGCCAUUGUUUAUCAGGCCUGUGGUGAAGUGAGCCAUUGUUUAUCAGGCCUGUUGUUGAAAUAAGCCACUGUGGUGUGUAUCAUUGUUUAUCAGGCCUGUUUAACUGUUUAUACAGAGAUACGAUUUUCACCCAAGAUACUUCAAGAGUACUCUCAAACUCAAAACAUGGAAUGAACUUGGGCAUAUUUACAGAUCCAUGGUUUAGAAAUGAGACGGAGUAUUGUGAAAUAGACACAUUGUAUAUAUACUAUUCAUGACAAUAAAACACAUCAUCAUAAACUAUAAAGUGGACAAUAUCAUUUGCCAGAUCAUUCAGGUGGAGGGACUGUCAGAUUUGAUUUACCAGCUCUGCUCUUCAAAUGGGGGUCAAAGGAUAUCAAACACCUUGAAUAGCUGACAUAUUUCUGAUGCCGACGCUGAGGAUAUUUAAUGUAAGAUUAAAGGACAACUUAAUUCUUGUGUAUGACUACUAAAGAUUUGAUAAUUAGGAGGUAAUUUCUGUUCAGAUUUGUAGGUGUUAUUGAGUAUAUGAUGCCUGGAAAUUUGGAGCCAAA
Molecule: messenger RNA, 1763 nt
Organism: Haliotis rufescens (red abalone)
Lineage: Eukaryota; Metazoa; Mollusca; Gastropoda; Lepetellida; Haliotidae
Product: protein UXT-like
Exons: 5
Coding region: 115-573 (152 amino acids)
Biological process (GO): negative regulation of transcription by RNA polymerase II
Molecular function (GO): transcription corepressor activity
Source: RefSeq, a predicted model, not a curated record